AUGCAAUUUUCCGGCAGACUGGUCAUCAUAAUCGCGUUGUCCGUAACCACACUGCUCGCGAGCAACAUCAUUGCCAUCAAGCCGGUGGCGCUGUUCACACUUCCGUUCCAAGUAUUCGGCGAUAACCUGUUUGUCGUUUCCGCAGCAAUAAUCUGCUUCCCUGUGAGCUACAUAGUCAGCGAUGUGCUGACCGAGGUGUACGGCUUCCGUGUGGCGCGGGGCGUGAUAUGGCUCGGGUUCGUCUGCAACCUGCUGAUGGUGGUCCUGUUCUUGCUGGGCGGCUUGAUACCGGGUGCAGGGUUCUGGGAGGGACAGGACGCAUACCGGGCGAUACUCGGCGCUACGGGCUGGAUUUUACUGGGCAGUUUCAUCGCGUAUAUCGUAGGUGAGUUUACAAACGCCGCAAUAAUGGUCGUGCUUAAGAAUAAGACGCAGGGACGCCAUCUCUGGGUACGCACCAUAUCAUCUACCGUAGUUGGACAGGGCAUCGACUCUGUGCUGUUCUUCGGCAUCGCGUUCGGCAUUUCCGGCCUGUGGCCAUGGCCUGCCGUGUUCGCCGCGAUGAUAUUCGCGUGGGCGGCGAAGACGGUGUAUGAGAUCGCAGCCACUCCACUGACUUACCUGGUCGUCAACUGGCUGAAGCGGACUGAGCAUAUGGACAUCUAUGACGCGCCGCGGUCGCUGAAUCCGUUCGGCAUAUUCGGCGACGAAUCGGAGGGCAGCGUGAAUGCUGCGUUGGAUGCAGCAGAUUGA
This is a messenger RNA of Geodia barretti, 753 nucleotides long. Lineage: Eukaryota; Metazoa; Porifera; Demospongiae; Tetractinellida; Geodiidae. The record is from the annotation of a GenBank genome assembly.